AUGAAUAAGAAUGUGGCACAAGACAAGAAUGAAGUAAGGGAGUUUAAUGAAGUUCUAGACAUUGAGGUUCUCUUGUCAGAAUCCUCUUUGUAUGAAGGCAUGGUUGGUCAACAUAAGAAGACCACCAAAGCUAUUCAGAGAGCUCACGAGAAUGAUGAAGCAAAUGUAGAUGAGCCAUUUUAUAUCCUUCAAGCCUUUAGUAUAGCCAAGAAGUUUAAAUAUAGAGUUAAAUUUAUGCUAUCGAGACAAGGAGGGAACCUGAAUUUGACAAAAAUGACAAGAAUUGGGUCAGAUUUUAUGUAA
Lactuca saligna is the source of this 303-nucleotide messenger RNA. The record is from the annotation of a GenBank genome assembly. NCBI's taxonomy places the organism in Eukaryota, Viridiplantae, Streptophyta, Magnoliopsida, Asterales, Asteraceae.